AUGGCAGCUUAUGCAGCUCUGCUUUCUCUUACCAAAACCAUAGACCAAAUCCAAAAUCACCCCCGCCCACCCAUCUCCCUCGACAAACCACAAAUCGAACCUCUGAUAGAAAAGGCAGAGGAUAUCAUUGAGUCUCAUAUUGCCGAUCAUAUUGAGGCUCUUGCUAAGGCUAACAUCACUUCCAACAACGGCUCUUUGUAUCGAUACCUACAGAAACAGAUAAGAAAAAUGACCCUUUGUAUCAAUAACAACAAGAGUUUGAACAAAGACGACUCGCAUCAAAACCUACAGAAAGUGAUGCAAGACUCGAAUUCCAUCACAAAAGACGACUUGUUGUAUCGCAACCUACAGAAAGUGAGGCACGACUUGGAUUCCAUCACAAAAGACGUGGCUGCUGUUAAAGACAAGGUGGGGAAAAAAAUUACUCCUUCCACGGAGGAUGACGCCAUGCUGGGUUCCGAUGAUGUCAUGAACGACAUCAUGGAUAAGCUCAACGGUCCUUCUAAUUCAGCGGGGGACGAUAGUUUCAUGAACGACGUCAUGGAUAAGCUGAUCAAUCAACAAUCUAGCCGUUGGAUCAUCGCGAUUGCUGGCAUGGGCGGUAUUGGUAAGACCACUCUUGCUAAAAGAAUUUACGAACAUCCACUUGUUGUGGAACAAUUUGAUAUUCGCAGAUGGGCUACAGUUUCUCAAGAAUUUGAUUCGAAAAGGAUUUUGGUAGAAGUCCUUGACUGUUUAACCAUGGGGAAUGAGGACAGUGAAUGCGAAUAUGAAGAAUUAGGACAAAAACUGUAUCAAAGCUUAUAUGGCCGACGGUAUCUGAUUGUUAUGGAUGACAUUUGGAGUAUGGAAGCGUGGGACGGGGUGAAGCGCUUCUUUCCCAAUAACAACGACGGGAGCAAAGUGUUGAUAACCACUAGGCUAUCGAACGUGGCUUUGCAGCUGGAUGGCCCUGAUUACAUUCAGAUGAGGUUUUUGAAUCAAGACGAAAGCUGGAAUCUGCUGCGUAGGUGUGUGUUUCACGAACAAGAAUGCCCACCAGAAUUGGAAGAGAUUGGGAAGGAGAUUGCCAGGAACUGUAGAGGCCUUCCAUUGUCAAUUGUCGUGAUCGGAGGAUUCCUAGCAAAGUCUGAACAGAAACAUGAAAACUGGAAACACAUUUUAGAUAAUUUAAGCCCGAUCGUGAAUUUAGAGAAGGACGAGCAUUCCUUUAGAAUACUAAAGUUGAGCUACAAUCAACUGCCGGUCCACCUGAAGCCGUGUUUUCUUUACAUGGGCAUGUUCCCGGAGGACCACAGGAUUCACGUCCCCACACUCCUCAAACUAUGGGUUGCUGAAGGAUUUGUGAAACAAGUGGGCGGUAAAAGCUUGGGAACCAUUGCGAGAGAAGUGUACCUACAUGGUCUCGUCAUCAGAAAUCUAAUCAUGGUUCGUGAGUGGGGGCCUACUCGAAGAAUAAAACGCUGCGGCAUCCACGAUCUCCUGAGAGACCUAUGCAUAAAGGAAGCUGAGAAAUACAAAUUGUUUCGCACCAUGGAAACAACAACACACAACAACACUGACCAUCACGACCAAAUUAGCUGGCGUGCCCAACGCCGUAUUGGCAUUCACCAAGCUGGGAAAUACAUUCGACUCCCUAAUUUUGUGCAAUCCGCAUCACGAGCGCGAACUCUGAUGUGGAAAGGUAAUGGAAGAUUACCAUCUGUAGAUCCCUUUAGAUUGCUGCGGAUUCUGAAUGCAUUUACUUGCGGGCCUAGAUAUUAUGGAAAAGAAUUAUUUCUUCCUGUCAACUUGUGCCACCUGGUUGCCCCAGGGAUUCAAUUCCGUGUGGAAGUUUUUUACCGUCUCUGGAAUUUACAGACAUUAAUAGUUGGUAAGUCCGUAAAUUUGUCGGUGCUGGACAUCUGGCGGAUGCCUCAACUCAGGCACGUCAAGGUAUACUGUCUCCAGCUCACGGAUCCUCCUCCUCCUCCUCCUCCUCCUCCCCAACUCAGGCACGUCAAGUUAUACUGUCUCCAGCUCACGAACCCUCCUCCUCCUCCUCCAUUAAUGGGAAAAUUCGAAAAUGGUGAUGGGAUGGUGUUGGAGAAGCUAGAGACGCUCAAGGAAGUACUUAACUUGAGGUUGAGUGAGGAAGUGGUUGAGAGAAUCCCCAAUAUCAAGAAGCUGGGGCUUUGGCUGGGGUGGGAGGAGAUGGGGACAAAGAUAGGCUCGUUGCCAUAUCUCGAGGCCCUCAAUCUAUAUUAUUAUUCGUUCGUGGGGCCCGAGUGGGAAACAGCCGAGGGAGGAUUCCACAGCCUGAAAUACUUGACAAUCGUUGGGUGCUCUGAUCUGGAACAGUGGAGGGCAGAGGCCGCGCACUUCCCGCGUCUCGAGCAGCUCGACCUAGAGAAGCUAGACAAGCUGAAGGAGAUUCCAUUGGAAAUUGGGGAUAUACCCACGCUUAGGGAGAUCAUUGUGGUUGGCUGUGCCGACUCACUGGUGCUUUCUGCAAACAAGAUAUUAGAGGAACAAGAUAAGUGCCUUGGGGAAGUGGGCCUUAAGAUUCAUGUUUUGCUAAAUAAUCAGAACAAACUACGAAAGGAGAAGUUGAGUAGUAGUCCCAACAUCACAGUUCAUUCUUUUUGA
Striga asiatica is the source of this 2628-nucleotide messenger RNA. NCBI's taxonomy places the organism in Eukaryota, Viridiplantae, Streptophyta, Magnoliopsida, Lamiales, Orobanchaceae. The record is from the annotation of a GenBank genome assembly.